Molecule: messenger RNA, 306 nt
Organism: Ostreobium quekettii
Lineage: Eukaryota; Viridiplantae; Chlorophyta; Ulvophyceae; Bryopsidales; Ostreobiaceae
Source: the annotation of a GenBank genome assembly
AUGUCGAUCGCCCAAGCUCCGGAUAUCUUGCUAGUUAUGCAUGGCAAAUUUUCUAUCUGGCACUACUUGUACCCCAGAAAUGAGCAAGAAGGGCAAGAAAAGUCAGUUUUCAUUACUUGGCUGAUGAGCCUCAUCAGCUUGGAGGCCGAUCGCUGCUGUUGUUGGAGGCUAGGGAUGGCUACACAUCAGGUUGAGAGGAAUGUUGUCACGGUGCUUCUGCAGCGUUGGUGCAAACUGUGGAAUGCGCCGGACUCCCCAAUCUUGGAUUUGGACGGUUCUUUCAAGGAUGACAGCGAUCUGACCUAG